AGGAGGCUCAGCCUAUCGGAGAGAGGGAGAGGCGGGCUCACGCUUGCGCAGUCCAGCGGGCUAUAGGACGCAUGUGCAAAUCCAGGAAGACGCUUUGAGGAUGAACCCAUUAACCAAAGUGAAGCUGAUCAACAAACUGAAUGAGCGUGAAGCAGAGCUGGGAGUGCAGGAGAAGGUCUCCUGGCACGCCGAGUACAGUGACAGUGCCUGGGUAUUUGUGGGUGGAUUGCCAUAUGAACUGACCGAAGGGGACAUUAUCUGUGUAUUUUCACAGUAUGGAGAAAUUGUGAACAUAAACCUGGUGCGUGAUAAAAAGACAGGGAAAUCCAAAGGUUUCUGCUUCAUUUGCUAUGAAGAUCAGCGAAGCACUGUUCUUGCAGUUGAUAACUUGAAUGGGAUCAAGAUAAAAGGAAGGACAAUCCGUGUGGACCACGUGGCCAACUACCGGCCACCCAAAGAUUCCGAGGACACGGAUGAGAUUACGAAGGCUCUCCGAGAGAAAGGAUGCGGUAUUAAAACCCCUCCUCCAAGUUCAGCUGAACCCUCAGAAGAUGAGGAAGUGGAAGUAAAAAGGCACAAGAAAGAAAAAAAGAAAAAGAAGAAGAAAGAAAAGCGAGAGCAUCGGAAACAUCCGAAAGAGGAACCUGCUACAGGUGUGCUUUUCUCCAAAUCCAAGAUUAAAGUGGAAAAAGAGGACCCGGAUUAUGAACGCUAUGCUAGGACGAACCAGGAAACCUGGGGCAGCACAUCUGGGCACCGCCACCAGAGUAGGAUGUCCCAAGGACACGAGCUCAAAUAUGAGAGCGGGGCAGAGCGACCUCGAGAAAGAGGCUCAGAAAGGGACAGGCACGAGCGCAGAACGCCCUUCAGCGAGCACAAGAAAACAGAGGCCGUGAAAGAUAGACACUACUCAUCAGGAAGCAGAUCACGUGAUCGUUCAGAAAAUAGAGAGAAGCCUUCCUGGGAGAAAUCCUCAAAUCGUUAUUAACUCAACUGCUGUGGUCUCUCCUCGCACAUGACAGAAAGAGCUGCUGUAGGCUGUGUGGUCAGAGCACUGGCUGUGUGAAAUAGGCAGGGGGGACAAGCGCAAAAUUAAAAUUUGAAAACGCA
Pantherophis guttatus is the source of this 1110-nucleotide messenger RNA. It is a transcript of the gene RBMX2, whose product is annotated as RNA binding motif protein X-linked 2. Gene Ontology annotation, biological process: mRNA splicing, via spliceosome. The record is from RefSeq and is a predicted model, not a curated record. Lineage: Eukaryota; Metazoa; Chordata; Lepidosauria; Squamata; Colubridae. Gene Ontology annotation, cellular component: precatalytic spliceosome; catalytic step 2 spliceosome; U2 snRNP. Gene Ontology annotation, molecular function: RNA binding.